This is a messenger RNA of Eublepharis macularius, 837 nucleotides long. RefSeq names its product 17-beta-hydroxysteroid dehydrogenase 14-like. Bases 1 to 837 code for a protein of 278 amino acids. The transcript is spliced from 9 exons. NCBI's taxonomy places the organism in Eukaryota, Metazoa, Chordata, Lepidosauria, Squamata, Eublepharidae. Gene Ontology annotation, molecular function: oxidoreductase activity. The record is from RefSeq and is a predicted model, not a curated record.
AUGGCAACUUGUCUGCGUUACCCGGGCAAGGUGGUGAUUGUGACUGGUGGCACCAGCGGCAUCGGCCUGGCCACUGUGACAGAAUUUGUUCGCCAAGGUGCCAAUGUGGUCUUCUGUUCACGAGCCUGUGGAGCGGAAAGGGGACAAGAAAUUCAGAGGGAGCUGCAGGUUUCUGGGUGCCCAGGCGAGGCGUUCUACCAAGUCUGUGAUGUCCGCAAUGAGGCAGACAUUCAGAGGCUGAUUUUGGUAACUAUACAGCGUUAUGGAUGCCUGGACUGCCUGGUAAACAAUGUUGGAGAUGUUGAAAUUGGAACGAUAGAUGAUGUGACUGCUGAAGACUUCCGCAACAUGAUGGAAGUCAAUGUUGUGAGCUGUUUGUUAACAUCAAAGUACGCACUGCCCUACUUACGGGAAAGAAGAGGAAACAUCAUCAACAUUGCCAGUCUUAUCGGUGUUCUCGGAGCAAUGAAUCUUGUGUCAUAUUCAGCAAGCAAGGGUGCUGUGAUCGCAAUGACCAAAGCCCUGGCAAUAGACGAGAGCAAAUACGGAGUGCGAGUCAACUGCCUUUCACCAGGUAAUAUCUGUUCUCCUUUGUGGGAAAAGUAUGCAAGUCAGAACCCGGAUCCAGAGGAAACAAUUGAAAGAUCCAAAUAUCGUCAGCUUCUGGGACGUUUUGGGACCCCUGAAGAGGCAGCCUUGGGCGUCCUGUAUCUUGCUGCUGAUGGAACUUUCUGUACUGGUUUCAACCUUGUGAUCAGUGGUGGAGCGGAAGUUGGCUUUGGGACAAAGAAAGUGGUGGAUCCUCAGCCUAGCAAAAGUGUGCGGGGGAGCUCUUAG